Molecule: messenger RNA, 915 nt
Organism: Phragmites australis (common reed)
Lineage: Eukaryota; Viridiplantae; Streptophyta; Magnoliopsida; Poales; Poaceae
Product: photosystem II repair protein PSB27-H1, chloroplastic-like
Exons: 1
Coding region: 155-655 (166 amino acids)
Biological process (GO): photosystem II assembly; photosystem II repair
Cellular component (GO): chloroplast thylakoid lumen; photosystem II
Source: RefSeq, a predicted model, not a curated record
AACCUCCCAACAAAACGAGUCGGGAUAAGAGGAUAAGCCGACGUGUCGCCCCCUUUCCGCGCUCCUGGCUUCCGCCCGCCUACCUAAGCCGUCCGACGCACAACUCGCUGCCGUUUCCUCCUCUCUGUGUCACGCCAAGUUCACGCCAGGAGAGAUGAGGGCUGCGUCGUCGCCCGUUCUCGCCGCACUCUCUGCCACCGUCGUCGUAAAGCCACCGCCGCCUCGUGCCGCAGCGACGAGUGCGAAUGGCGGCAGCACCAGCACCAGCAGGCGCGGCGUGCUCGCCGGGACCGGCCUGGGCGCGGCGCUGGCGCUUGUUGUUGCUGCGGCGCGCGCGGCGGACGAGGAGUACGUGGACGAGACGAAGGAGGUGAUCGGGAAGGUACGGUCGACGAUCAGCAUGGACAAGUCGGACCCGAACGUGGCGGACGCGGUGGCGGAGCUCCGGGAGCUGUCCAACUCGUGGGUGGCCAAGUACCGGCGGGAGAAGACGCUGCUGGGGCGGCCGUCGUUCCGGGAGAUGUACUCGGCGCUCAACGCCGUGUCGGGCCACUACAUCAGCUUCGGCCCCACGGCGCCCAUCCCGGCCAAGCGCCGCGCGCGCAUCCUCGAGGAGAUGGACACCGCCGAGAAGGCGCUCCUCCGCGGCAGGUAGGUGAAUGGAUCAGUGAAGCGCGAGACACAGCGGCGGCCGCGCGCGCGGCUGGUUUCUGGCAGGAACGCGCGUGUGCCCGUUUUUUUGUAACUAUUGCCAUGCAUAUGCAUUGCGUGUUUGGACCGGAUGGGAACUGGUCGAGUUGCUCCGAUUUUUCGAUAUGAGUUUGUGACCUUUCACUCUCUUCGUGUAUCGAUCCUGUAAAGACUCUUUGAAUCAGCUAGCAGCUGACAUGGUGAGAACACUAUUGCGUUUGGGAA